This is a messenger RNA of Chaetomium strumarium, 3694 nucleotides long. RefSeq names its product TAF1-like protein. Gene Ontology annotation, molecular function: RNA polymerase II general transcription initiation factor binding; TBP-class protein binding; RNA polymerase II general transcription initiation factor activity. The record is from RefSeq and is a predicted model, not a curated record. The transcript is spliced from 3 exons. NCBI's taxonomy places the organism in Eukaryota, Fungi, Ascomycota, Sordariomycetes, Sordariales, Chaetomiaceae. The coding region runs from base 241 to 3489 and encodes 1082 amino acids. Gene Ontology annotation, biological process: transcription by RNA polymerase II; RNA polymerase II preinitiation complex assembly. Gene Ontology annotation, cellular component: transcription factor TFIID complex.
GGCAACUUCGAACUCGCAUCUUUCGAAGCAGCGCGACCAACCAACCUCAUCUUGUCCUAAACCACAACCACGACUUGUUCUACAUAUCCGCACACAGCGCACCACUGCACCGAGGGACAUUUACGAGCGCUGCGACAAAGAAUAUCAUGAUCUAGCCUCCCGCGCGUCGCGCAGCCGCUGGGAGGGUCUCGAACCGCGAUCGAUUGCAAAGGAGCAGCCGAGUGGAAAGAGCGAUUUGGCAUGGGCGUCACGAUGGCCGGCGACAAGGAGGCUGACUUCAGCGCCCUCAACGAGGAGGACUGGAGGGUACAAGAAGCGGCCGAUGACGCGGCAAUUCAGAAACUCAAUGACGGCCUUGCCAGCGGCGUCUCGGAUCUCCUUAGCAAGAUCGAGGGUGGCGCCGAAUUCGACCAGGCAGGGAAGGCCGAUGAUGCCGUCGACUACGAGGACAUCGACCUGAGCGACGAUGAACUGCCUGACGAAGAACUCCCUGCCAGCGGCGCGAGCGGUGACGGCCCCGGCUUGACCGAUGACAAUGAUACCGAUGACCUCUUCGGCGAGAAUCUCCCCUCCUCUCCUUUGGACGCGCCUGGUGACCUUGCGUCAUCACCUCAUCCCCUGGACGCGGAUGGCGACGACGAUAUGCACAUCGAUGGCCCUCCGCGCGAGUCUCUUGCGGAGCUGAUCGCUCUGAAUUUCGACCACGGACCGAAGCCAAGCGAUGCUAACCAGGAUCCCAACAUCCCCCCUCCAGCCGAGAGCCUUGCCGAAGCAGUCAAGCAAGCUUACCCGGGUUUCAAAGAAAAUACUGUUCUCCACUGGAACGAGCUUCUUCGCCCGAAACAGGCCCAUUGGAUUUCCAAGAAGCCCGCGAAACCCCCCAAACCCCUCGUGCCGACAAAGCUCAGCUUGGAGCUUGAAGCCGAUCAAGAGAAGUUGUUCCGGAUCCCGGGUCCGGCCACAUCGUCCGUCUAUCAAAGGAUCAGCAAUGCCGAGGCGCGUGGUCUCGUUUCGCUUGAGGAGCCCGAGCUCCUAGAGCAAGCAGAUCUCGAAAUCUUCAACGUAGACGACGGGUCCGAUUCUGAAACUAUCGGAGGCUACACACUCCGCGACAUCGCCGUAGUUUGCGAUGACUGGGACUCCAUGAUCCGCCUUGGCGAAGCCUCCCCUGUUGAGGCUAGCACCACCCAAUCCAACGCCAUCUCCGACAACAUGCUCAUUAAGGCUGAGGUUGAUGGAGAUGAUGAGGACUGGGACAGGAUGUUCCUCGACGGCCCUGCCCAUAAGAAACGGCGCUCAGAGCCACCUAGAGGCCUUCCCCCCGUUCCACGCUUCACUGCUCCUAACUUCGAUAACUUUGAAGAGGCCACCUCCAAGCUCGGCAAACGCGUCAUUCUUGACAUGAAUGACCCAUAUCUUCUCAUUGACGACGUUGAAUCUGAACGUGUUGCCAAGAGGCGCAAGGUGCAGCACAAGACGGUACGACUGGCGAAUGGACGGCUCGGUCGGGAUUUGUCGCAGCGCUUCAAUUUCUCAUCCGACACUGCCUACGACGCCCUGAAGGAGAACAGCCAGAGCAAGGUGCGCGCCACUCUGGCCGCAAUUCCGGUCGAGCACAGCAUGACGGCACAGAGGCUGUCGUGGCCUUACUACAAGGUGAAGCUCUCCGCUAGCGAUCCUCACAGUUACCAUCGCCCUCAAUUCCAGCCACGGAGGGAGGCUUUCCAGCCUGUCAGGUUCAAGGCGCCGACUCUUAAGAGAAAGCGGCAAGUUAAGGGCAAGAGGGUCUCUGAGGUCUUCCAAACAUCAUCAGAUCUCACCAUGAACGACAACUCGACUGCCAUUCUCUUCGAAUAUUGCGAGGAGAUCCCCAUUGUGCUGUCAAAUUUCGGCAUGGGCCAGAAGAUCAUCAACUACUACCGCCGCUCCAAAGGCACAGAUUCGAGACCUGAGAAACGGGAACUCGGCGAACCCUAUAUCCUGAUGCCCGAAGACCGCUCGCCAUUCUCCAUGGUCGGCCAAGUGCACCCCGGCGAGACUGUUCCAACGUUGCACAACCAGAUGUUUCGGGCACCUAUCUUCAAGCACUCUCCGAGGAGUACUGACUUCAUCCUCGGCCGUAGCUCUACGGGCAAAAAUGGCUCGACAUGGUAUCUGCGGAACAUCGAUCACCUGUUUGUGGUUGGGCAGACCUUGCCGUCUAUGGAGGUGCCCGGGCCACACUCGCGGCGUGUCACCAACAUCGCCAAGAAUAGGCUGAAAAUGGUGUCUUAUCGACUGCUGCAUCGCAGCGACAAUGUCACAUUGACAGCCAUCACCCGCCAUGUUGCUGACUCGAACGAGUCGCAAAACAGGCAAAAGCUGAAAGAGUUUCUUGUUUUCCGCAAGGAACAAAGGAAUUGGGUACUUCCCGAAGGGGAGGAACUUAUGCCGGAGUCCGAGAUCCGGUCGCUCGUCCGACCGGAGGACGUUUGCCUCCUGGAUGCGAUGCAGGUGGGGGCGCACGAGCUUGAGAAUGGCGGCUAUGAAGUGAACGACGCUAUAUUUAAGGAUGACGAUUUGAUGGAGGCUGGCGACGAGCUUCCACCGGAUGCGCUCGCUAAUAAAAUGGCACCCUGGCGGCUCACCAAGGCUUUCAUCGACGCGAGCCAUGGCAAAGCCAUGAUCGCUGUCCACGGUCCAGGAGACCCCACUGGAAAGGGUCUCGGCGUCAGCUAUCUCAGGACCUCUAUGAAGGGCGGCUUCCUCGAGCAGCUGCAAGGCCCACUGGCGACGUCAGCCGAUGCCAUCGAGCGGCAACGGAAGGCCAACGGUGGCCACAUGUAUAACGUAAAGAAUCAGGAUACGUUGUACACCGAGUCUCUUCGAGACAUCUGGACGCGGCAGAAGCAGAGCCUGGAGGAUACCCAGGAGCACGAUGACGACGACAUCGUAGCCCAGGAGGACGAGGACGAACGCUUCAAUAUGCAAAGCCAGGGUACCCAGCCCACGGCAGUACCCGAUGGCUUUAGUCAAGUGAGCCAGAGCCAGGCUAGCGCCUCGAACUGGCGGAAGUUGAAGAUCAUUCGCGAGGUCAGGGGUGAAAACGGCGAGAUUCAGACGGUGACCGAAAUUGUGCAUGACCCUGUCGUCAUCGCACAAUAUCACAAACGGCGCCGUCAAAUGGAUUUCGAAAACAUUGACAUUUACAACGCCCAACUCACUGGCGAUCCCGAGAAGGACGAACUGAUCCUUGAAAAGGCCCGUAUCGAGCAGGAGCGUCUGGAAAAGAACAAAGAGCGACGUAAGAAGCGCGAGAAACAGAAGAAGCUCCAGCAAAAGAUGCGGGAUGGCGGCGCUGGUGACGACGGCUCCCCUGAGCCGACGACGGAGAAAGUUACGGGCACGACCCGGAAAUGCGCCAACUGCGGGCAGGUCGGCCACAUCAAGACCAACAAGAAGUACGUAGGUAUCCAUUUGCUCUUAGGAGGAUCCUGGCGUGGUCGGUAGCCUGGCAAGCGCUAUGGCCGAGACGAGGCGGUUUUGCUGGGAGAUGGGCGUUUUUAAAAGCAUAAUGGGCAAGACCCAUCGCCCAAAACGAACGUCAGCCCAUCGACCGCCCGCUGGACCCUGCAUGCUUUUGUUCUUUCCUGACUCCUUUCUCCCCUUCCUCUGCUUGGCUUCCAUUUUCCUACCGGUGCUCGUGCUAACUGUU